This is a messenger RNA of Mesoplodon densirostris (Blainville's beaked whale), 1358 nucleotides long. RefSeq names its product mitogen-activated protein kinase kinase 6 (gene MAP2K6). The transcript has 12 exons. NCBI's taxonomy places the organism in Eukaryota, Metazoa, Chordata, Mammalia, Artiodactyla, Ziphiidae. Gene Ontology annotation, molecular function: ATP binding; MAP kinase kinase activity. The record is from RefSeq and is a predicted model, not a curated record. Gene Ontology annotation, biological process: protein phosphorylation; MAPK cascade. The coding region runs from base 254 to 1258 and encodes 334 amino acids.
GCCCAUCAUGUAGCUGCAGCACAGCCUUCCCUAACGUUGCAACUGGGGGGAAAAUCACUUUCCAGUCUGUUUUGCAAGGUGUGCAUUUCCAUCUGGAUUCCCUGAAAGUCCAUCUGCUGCCUCGGUCAAGAGAAACUCCACUUGCAUGAAGAUUGCACGCCUGCAGCUUGCAUCUUUGUUGCAAAACUAGCUACAGAAGAGAAGCAAGGCAAAGUCUUUUGUGCUCCCCUCCCCCAUCAAAGGAAAGGGGAAAAUGUCUCAGUCGAAAGGCAAGAAGAGAAACCCUGGCCUUAAAAUCCCAAAAGAAGCAUUUGAACAACCUCAGACCAGUUCCACGCCACCUCGAGAUUUAGACUCCAAAGCUUGCAUUUCUAUUGGAAAUCAGAACUUUGAGGUGAAGGCAGAUGACCUGGAGCCUAUAGUGGAGCUGGGCCGGGGGGCGUACGGGGUGGUGGAGAAGAUGCGGCAUGUGCCCAGCGGGCAGAUCAUGGCGGUGAAGCGGAUCCGGGCCACAGUAAAUAGCCAGGAGCAGAAAAGGUUACUGAUGGAUUUGGACAUUUCCAUGAGGACCGUGGACUGUCCUUUUACGGUCACCUUUUAUGGCGCACUCUUCCGCGAGGGGGAUGUCUGGAUCUGCAUGGAGCUCAUGGACACGUCCCUAGAUAAAUUCUACAAACAAGUGAUUGAUAAAGGCCAAACAAUUCCAGAGGACAUCUUAGGGAAAAUAGCAGUUUCUAUUGUAAAAGCAUUAGAACAUUUACACAGUAAGCUCUCUGUCAUUCAUCGAGAUGUCAAGCCUUCCAAUGUGCUCAUCAACACCCUGGGCCAGGUGAAGAUGUGCGAUUUUGGAAUCAGCGGCUACCUUGUUGACUCCGUCGCUAAAACUAUUGAUGCAGGAUGCAAACCGUACAUGGCCCCCGAGAGAAUAAACCCAGAGCUCAACCAGAAGGGAUACAGCGUGAAGUCUGACAUUUGGAGUCUGGGCAUCACCAUGAUCGAGCUGGCCAUCCUUCGGUUUCCCUAUGAUUCGUGGGGAACUCCUUUUCAGCAGCUCAAACAGGUGGUGGAGGAGCCGUCGCCACAACUCCCUGCAGACAAGUUCUCCGAAGAGUUUGCUGACUUUACCUCACAGUGCUUGAAGAAGAAUUCCAAAGAAAGGCCAACAUAUCCAGAGCUUAUGCAACAUCCAUUUUUCACCCUACACGAAUCCAAAGCGACAGACGUGGCAUCUUUUGUAAAAUCGAUUCUUGGAGACUAAAAACAAUGGACUCCAUCAGUUGACCCUCCUGUGGAUUGGUGGGUUUAACAGGGUGAAGCAAGUUCACUAAAGCGCCAAUAGAAACUCAUCUUUGAGAUAA